Molecule: messenger RNA, 3699 nt
Organism: Echinops telfairi (small Madagascar hedgehog)
Lineage: Eukaryota; Metazoa; Chordata; Mammalia; Afrosoricida; Tenrecidae
Gene: CTCF
Product: CCCTC-binding factor
Exons: 11
Coding region: 221-2401 (726 amino acids)
Biological process (GO): regulation of transcription by RNA polymerase II
Cellular component (GO): nucleus
Molecular function (GO): RNA polymerase II transcription regulatory region sequence-specific DNA binding; DNA-binding transcription factor activity, RNA polymerase II-specific
Source: RefSeq, a predicted model, not a curated record
AAAGUGUGUUAAAAUGACAAAUAUAUUUGUUGAUUAUGCUUACCAGAAUUUUUAAAAGGACAUUUUAGAGGGAAAAAAUGCUUUGUGCUUCUUCUCCUUUAGAAUGAUCACCGAUCUGGGCCCCAAGCACAAGGUGCACUAGCCGGCAGAUUGCUGACCAGGGGCUGAGACCCGCGUUCUUUCCUCCUCAGUCUGACUGCAGCCACGGAAGGAAGGGGCGAUGGAAGGUGAGGCCGUUGAAGCCAUCGUGGAAGAGUCGGAGACGUUCAUUAAAGGAAAGGAGAGGAAGACUUACCAGAGACGCCGGGAAGGGGGCCAAGAGGAGGAUGCGUGCCACCUACCCCAGAACCAGACGGAGGGGGGGGAUGUGGUCCAGGAUGUGAACAGUGGUGUGCAGAUGGUCAUGAUGGAACAGCUGGACCCCACCCUUCUGCAGAUGAAGACUGAAGUAAUGGAGGGGACAGUGGCUCCAGAAACGGAGGCCGCCGUGGACGAUACCCAGAUCAUAACCUUGCAGGUUGUAAAUAUGGAAGAACAGCCUAUCAACAUAGGAGAGCUUCAACUGGUUCAAGUACCUGUCCCCGUAACUGUACCUGUUGCUACCACAUCAGUGGAAGAACUUCAGGGGGCGUAUGAGAAUGAAGUAUCUAAAGAGGGCCUUGCCGAAAGCGAGUCUAUGAUAUGUCACACCUUACCUUUACCUGAAGGAUUUCAAGUGGUGAAAGUAGGAGCUAAUGGAGAGGUGGAGACGCUUGAGCAAGGAGAGCUCCCCCCCCAGGAAGAUCCAAGUUGGCAGAAAGACCCUGACUAUCAGCCACCAGCCAAAAAAACAAAGAAAACCAAAAAGAGCAAACUGCGCUACACAGAGGAGGGCAAAGACGUGGACGUGUCUGUGUAUGACUUCGAGGAAGAGCAGCAGGAGGGGCUGCUGUCGGAGGUGAAUGCUGAGAAGGUGGUUGGUAACAUGAAGCCUCCAAAGCCAACCAAAAUUAAAAAGAAAGGUGUAAAGAAGACAUUCCAAUGUGAACUCUGCAGUUACACAUGUCCACGGCGUUCAAAUUUGGAUCGUCACAUGAAAAGUCACACUGACGAGAGACCACACAAGUGCCAUCUUUGUGGCAGGGCAUUCAGAACAGUCACCCUCCUGAGGAACCAUCUUAACACACACACAGGUACUCGUCCCCACAAGUGCCCAGACUGUGACAUGGCCUUUGUGACCAGUGGAGAGUUGGUGCGGCAUCGUCGUUACAAACACACCCAUGAGAAGCCAUUCAAGUGUUCCAUGUGUGAUUAUGCCAGUGUAGAAGUCAGCAAGUUAAAACGUCAUAUACGAUCUCACACUGGUGAGCGUCCGUUCCAGUGCAGUUUGUGCAGCUACGCCAGCAGGGACACCUACAAGCUCAAAAGGCACAUGAGAACCCAUUCAGGGGAAAAACCUUAUGAAUGUUAUAUUUGUCAUGCUCGGUUUACCCAGAGUGGUACCAUGAAGAUGCACAUUUUACAGAAGCACACUGAAAAUGUGGCCAAAUUCCACUGUCCCCACUGUGACACUGUCAUAGCCCGAAAAAGUGAUUUGGGUGUCCACUUGCGAAAGCAGCAUUCCUAUAUCGAACAAGGCAAGAAAUGCCGGUACUGCGAUGCCGUGUUUCACGAGCGCUAUGCCCUCAUCCAGCAUCAGAAGUCACACAAGAAUGAGAAGCGCUUUAAGUGUGACCAGUGUGAUUACGCUUGCAGACAGGAGCGGCACAUGAUCAUGCACAAACGCACCCACACCGGAGAGAAGCCUUAUGCCUGCAGCCACUGCGACAAGACUUUCCGCCAGAAACAGCUCCUCGACAUGCACUUCAAACGCUAUCACGACCCCAACUUUGUCCCUGCGGCCUUCGUCUGUUCUAAGUGUGGGAAAACAUUUACACGCCGGAAUACCAUGGCAAGGCAUGCUGAUAAUUGUGCUGGUCCCGAUGGCGUAGAAGGAGAAAAUGGAGGAGAAACGAAAAAGAGUAAACGUGGAAGAAAAAGAAAGAUGCGUUCUAAAAAAGAAGACUCUUCUGACAGUGAAAAUGCUGAGCCAGACCUGGAUGACAAUGAGGACGAGGAAGAGCCUGCUGUGGAGAUAGAGCCAGAGCCAGAGCCAGAACCUGUGACCCCAGCCCCACCACCCGCCAAGAAGCGGAGAGGACGCCCCCCUGGAAGAACCAACCAGCCCAAACAGACCCAGCCAGCAGCCAUCAUUCAGGUUGAAGACCAGAACACAGGUGCAAUUGAGAACAUUAUAGUUGAAGUCAAAAAAGAGCCAGAUGCCGAGCCCACAGAGGGCGAGGAGGAGGCCCCACCAGCUGCCACAGACGCCCCCAACGGAGACCUCACGCCUGAGAUGAUCCUCAGCAUGAUGGACCGGUGAUGGUGGGGCGCCCUCCGCUCCAGGACUGCUCUGGGCUGUGUUUCAGCGGCUCACAUCUUAAUUCCUGUCCCUUUCUUCUUUUGGCUUUGGGAAAAAGCAACAUUUUACACCAUUUUACCAAACACACAGAACUAAAACUUCCAAGAAUGAUGUUAGGAAAAUGUGAUUUAAAUAGGACUUUGUUUGGUGUUAGCAAUCAUGGAAUGUUCUGAAUCUCUGAGGGUUUACUGUGAAGUGCUUCGGACCGUGUGGAAGCCAGCCUCGCUUUCGCUUUCUUGAAGGAAAUGAGACGGCUUGCCCUUUCGCAAUACGGUAAACCACUCCAGAAUGGCCACCCAGUCUCCCAGAGUUCUACGGUCUUCUUCCCAGCAGAGUUUUUAAUUGUAAAUGCAGACCUGGGAAGGACUUAGACUUUUAAACUUUUUGUUUUGUUUUGUUUUGCUUUUGCCUUUUCCUGACUCCCUUUGCGCGGAGUCGACUGCACACCAGUAGUAUAUGGCAUGCUACGAUCGGGUUCUGCCCAGAAAGCCUUGCCUUUCUGGGCAGAGGUUCUGGUAUGGUCAAAGCUUGUAAAUAACUUUUUUUACAUUUUAAUCUUUUCCAUUAAUUAAGAAGUGCAGUGUAAGAAACCCAGAAGUUUAAUUACUUGCAAAUUAAGUUCCCACAGACUCUGUAGUGUGUAAACAGAAUUGGAUUACAAUCAUGUAGCUGAACAGAACCCAGACUGCUGCCACGCCUGGAAGCUCACGCAAGACCGAGACGCCAGCACCCGGACCCGGACCGGACCUCGAACAAUUAAUUUUCAGUUCUGAUUGUCCAUCUCCAUUUUCUUUGCUCUGUUUGUAGCCGAGUUUGUUUCCUGAACCCUCCGUUCAGGCAGCAGAGGGUGACUGAGUGGGUCACAGCCGCCCGGAACAAGCUGGGCCAGAACAUUUUACUAGGUCAGAAAUCUAAACUUUUUAUCUUCAAAAAAUAAAAUAUAAUAAUAAUGUGAAAAAAGACCAACUAAAAAGUGAUUCUUCUUGCACAUGAACUGUCACACGUUUAAAUGUGUUUUUUAGGACGCCUCUGUCUUUACUGAUCUCCAACACCUUUUUCUUCUGUGUAUUGCUUUAAGAGAGCCAUCAGUUAGACUCUAGGUUGAUGCAUUUUGUACUUAGCUGUACUGUGUGAUCUUUUUCAUUAUUUUAGGACGCCAACAUGAAACCUGUAAUGAAUAUGUAAUGGGUUGAAAGCUGGGGAGGAGAAUCUACUGCUGUACAGCUAAUAAAUCAUAACGGAUUAACAAGUGCUCCAAA